AUGUGGGAUCCAGGUGUCCGCGGCGCAUCUCGCCGGAUCCGUGAAAGGCGACGGGACGACAACUUACCGCGAGAGCGCGCGACCAGUGCCGACAGCAACGCCGACGGGAGCGACGCCGCCGACCUUCUCACGCGGUACCUUGCAUGCCAAGACGAGAUAGGAAAGGACGGAAGGGAGUUCGAUCGGUUCCUGCGCGACACGACGCUGAACCUCAUGAUCGCCGGCCGCGACACGACGAGCUCCGCCCUGACAUGGUUCUUCUGGCUGCUCUCCAACAACCCGGACGUCGAGACCAAGGUCCUCGCCGAGCUCCGUGAGAACCUGCCGUCUUCAGGCGGCGGCGGCGGCCAUCACCCCAGCGCCGCCGAUCUGAAGCGCCUGGCGUACCUGCACGCGGCGCUGUCGGAGUCGCUCCGGCUGUACCCGCCGGUGUUGUUCGAGCACAAGGCGGGAGCGCAGCCAGACACGCUGCCGAGCGGGCCGGCCGUGCGGCCGUGGAGGAGGGUGAUUGUGUCCUUCUACUCGAUGGGACGCAUGGAGGCCGUGUGGGGCAAGGACUGCCUGGAGUUCCGGCCGGAGCGGUGGCUGACGGCGGCGGGGCGGCUCCGGCCCGAGCCGUCGUACAAGUUCGUGGCGUUCAACUUGGGGCCCCGUACGUGCAUCGGCAAGGAGCUGGCGUUCACGCAGAUGAAGGCCGUCGUGGCCGCCGUCCUGCCGCGGUUCCGGGUGGAGGUCGCACCCGGUGCCCCCGCGGUGAAGCCCAAGCUGUCCAUCAUACUCCACAUGAAGGACGGGCUCAAGGUGAGGGUUUACAAGAGGCAAGGCGGUGCUAGCCAGGGCUACGUACGUACGUAA
Hordeum vulgare subsp. vulgare (domesticated barley) is the source of this 855-nucleotide messenger RNA. Its product is annotated as cytochrome P450 86B1-like. NCBI's taxonomy places the organism in Eukaryota, Viridiplantae, Streptophyta, Magnoliopsida, Poales, Poaceae. The transcript has a single exon. The record is from RefSeq and is a predicted model, not a curated record. Bases 1 to 855 code for a protein of 284 amino acids. Gene Ontology annotation, molecular function: iron ion binding; oxidoreductase activity, acting on paired donors, with incorporation or reduction of molecular oxygen; monooxygenase activity.